Molecule: messenger RNA, 450 nt
Organism: Rotaria socialis
Lineage: Eukaryota; Metazoa; Rotifera; Eurotatoria; Philodinida; Philodinidae
Source: the annotation of a GenBank genome assembly
AUGCUGGUGUGGGAUCAACAAUUAGUGUCAAACAUUGAUACAAGCGAUCGACAAAUAUGUAAAAAUAAAAAAAUGAAGCUGCUAGAUAGACCAAUUCGUAAAUUUUCUAUCGUUCUUAUUCAAUGCUUAUCCGAUUUUACUGUUAUUUUACCUGUUUUACUAACAGGUAACAUAGUAAAAAUGAAAAUCGACAAUCUAUGUUUUGUUUCAUUCGACAGACUUGAUCUUGUAUUUACUAUGAGUGCACUGACAUUCGUUGUAUCAGAUGUGAUUCUCGCUGUUUUAUAUCGUCGUUUAGUAAUGUAUGUUCGUCAAACUUCAUCAAGAGUGAAUGGUAACCAGCGAUUACGAAUCCAGCGAGAUCUGGCAAUGAUGCGUCGUAUUGUAGUGCUCCACGCUCAAUUGGUUCUGGUUGGUAGUCCAGUUUUUAUUGAACAUAAUACGCAGUGA